AUGGCGCACACCUGCCGCACCAGAGCCUGUGUCCUUGCUGCGUCCACCAUGUCCAUCUGCUGCAGCCACCGGGGCGGAGGCACCAGGGUCUGCUCACCCAGCCUGGGCCCCGACUCCUCCUGGCAGGUGGACGACUGCCAGGAGAGCUGCUGUGAGCCCCCGUGCUGCGCCCCCAGCUGCUGCCAGCCCAGCUGCUGCGCCCCAGCCCCCUGCCUGACCCUCCUCUGCACCCCAGUGAGCUGUGUGUCCAGCCCCUGCUGCCAAUCAGUCUGCACCAGCUCCUGCACCCCCUCCUGCUGCCAGCAGUCUAGCUGCCAGUCUGAUUGCUGCAGCUGCUCCCCCUGCCAGCCGUCCUGCUGUGUGUCCCUCUGCUGCAAGCCCGUGUGCUGCAAGCCCCUGUGCUGUGUGCCCGUCUGCUCUGGAGCCUCCUCCUCCUGCUGCCAGCAGUCUAGC
Molecule: messenger RNA, 453 nt
Organism: Marmota flaviventris (yellow-bellied marmot)
Lineage: Eukaryota; Metazoa; Chordata; Mammalia; Rodentia; Sciuridae
Product: keratin-associated protein 10-12-like
Cellular component (GO): keratin filament
Source: RefSeq, a predicted model, not a curated record